AUGGCCGCGCCCCCCCAACCUAAGCCCCGCAAGUUCCCCCCACCCUGCUGGACCAACGACGAAGCGCAAGCCCUGAUCUCCAUCUACAAGGAUACGUGGUCCGCUCUCGGCCGAUCCAAUCUCAGAGCCUCCGACUGGGAAACGGUGGCCGCCGCCCUGGCUGGCCGGUGCCCGCUAGUAUCGCCGCCCAAGACCGCCAUACAGUGCCGCCACAAGAUGGAGAAGCUCCGGAAGCGCUACCGGAAUGAGAAACAGCGCGGUUCAACGCAUCCGGGUCGGUUUCUCUCUACCUGGGAUCUUUUUCGGCCCAUGUUUGACUUAGAAUGUGAGGCUCCUGCGCUUUUUGGGUCCGACCCGGAUCGGGAAACCCGGGUAGGUGUUCAAUUUGGACGUGGGUUUCGGGUGAGAAAGGAUGAAAAUGAUAGGUAUUUGGCUGAAUCUGAUCAGAACUUGAGCGACCCAGAUGAGGAAACCCGGAAAGGUGCUGGCGUUGGAGGUGGGUUUCGGGUCAACGCUGGUGUUCGUGGUAAAGGAAGGGAGAAUUCUAGCUUUUCAGCCGGUUUUGAUCGAUAUGUGAGUCGUGGAAAUGAUGGGGCUCGUGGGUUUCCUGUAAAAUCGUCGGGUGAUAGGAAUUUGGGGUCUGCAGAAUUUAGGAGCAAGAGUUAUGGCAAAACUUGUAAUGAGAAGUUUAGCCCCAAGCUGAACUUGAAGCGUGAUUGCAGCUAUGGAGCUGGUACAAUAAGUGGGUUUUAUAAGAAAUUUAGAGGGGGUUUGGAUUCUGAUGGCUUUGGGAAAGAGGUGGAGGAUCCGAUUGGACAGAUGGCUUCAUCGGUUGAGUUUUUGGGAGAAGUGUUUUUGAAGAUGGAGAAGAAGAAGAUGGAGAUGGCAAGGGAUAUUGUAAAGAUGAGGAUGGAGAUGGAAAUGAGGCAAAAUGAGCUCAUAAUGGAGUCACAGAAGCAGGUUUUGGCUGCCUGUGUGGAUGCAUUGUUGGAAAGCAAGAAGAAGAAGAAGAUGAAGGUGGUCUCAUCUGAUUCCUAG
Prunus armeniaca (apricot) is the source of this 1038-nucleotide messenger RNA. The record is from the annotation of a GenBank genome assembly. NCBI's taxonomy places the organism in Eukaryota, Viridiplantae, Streptophyta, Magnoliopsida, Rosales, Rosaceae.